Didymodactylos carnosus is the source of this 1722-nucleotide messenger RNA. NCBI's taxonomy places the organism in Eukaryota, Metazoa, Rotifera, Eurotatoria, Philodinida, Philodinidae. The record is from the annotation of a GenBank genome assembly.
AUGUAUUAUCAUAACUUAUAUGCAUCAGUCGAAGUAAAAAGUCGCGACAAUUCUGUGCAAGUGAGGAAUGAUCAUCUACUGAAUGACGAUGAAAACCAUGAAGAUAGUAGUCAAUCACGUCCCGUUGAAUUAACAAAUAUUAAAUCCGAGAGUAAAGAGAAUAAUAAUAAUGAUACAAAAUCUGAAAAUAAUAAUGAUAAAGCAAUUGUAGUACCAACUUCAAAUAAUGAAAUUAAAAUAGAAAAAUUAAGCAGGAGACGUAUAAUUAAAAAUCUUCUUGUACUGUGUAUUGCUUGGCUGUUGCAAUUUACAGCAUUUCAAGCAAUUGCCAAUUUACAAUCGAGUUUAAAUGUCAAAGGAAAUGUAGGAUUAAAUUCAUUGUCUAUUGUUUACGCUUUCGUCAUUCUUUCAUCAGCACUUUUACCACAUCCAAUGAUAAGUAUAUUCGGGAUGAAAUAUUCUAUUGCCAUCUGUCAGUUCUGGUAUUUAACGUUUAUUGCGUCCAAUUUAUGGCCAAAACCGUGGUUAAUGUAUCCUGCAUCAGUUCUAUUGGGUUUGGCAGCGGCACCAUUAUGGACAUCAAAAUGCGCUUAUUUAACUGAAACUGGUAUUUUAUACUCAGAGAAAAGUGGUGAAAAAGCAGAAGCUGUUGUUAAUCGAUUUUUUGGAAUAUUUUUUGCAUUUUUUCAAACAUCGCAAAUUUGGGGAAACUUGAUAUCUUAUCUUGUAUUGCGACCAACAGAAGCACCGAUAGAUAUUAACAAAAUAAGAGAUAAAAAUUUAUUAUAUCUGACAUCAUUUAAAACGCCUCAUAUCGUAAAUUCAACUAUUCAUGAAAAGGGUUAUGAAUGUGGAGCACAUUUUUUUGAAAAAGAAUUUGUCUCAAAUAUUUAUAAUGCUGUACCAAAACGAUUGGUUUACACGUUAUGUGGAAUUUAUAUUGCAUUAGCAAUCGCAAGUAUUAUUCUUAUUCUUGCAUUACUUGAUCAACGACGACGAAAUAUAGGAGAAAAUAUUCAUGAAACAUUGCGGACAUCAGUUACACAAUUUGCAUCAACUUUCAAACAUCUAAGAAAUACUUAUCAAUUACUAUUAAUUCCCCUCACAAUUUGGUUGGGUUUAGAACAAGCUUAUAUCGGAGCUCAAUUUACUCAAGGUUUUAUAACCUGUUCGGUGGGGAUAAAAUACGUUGGUCUGAUAAUGAUAUGUUAUGGUGUAUGUGAUGCAUUAGGAAGUUUUACAUUUGGUUACAUUGUCAAAUACAUUGGACGAAUACCGUGUAUUGUAUUCGCAGCCAUACUCAAUUAUGCAUUGAUUAUUACAAUGCUUCAUUGGAUACCAAAUGUAUCACAAAUAUGGGUGUUAUUUGUUCUUGCAGCUAUGUGGGGUUUAGCCGAUUCUGUUUGGCAAACACAAAUAAAUGCUACCUAUGGAAUAUUAUUUUCCAAACAUGAUGAAGCAGCCUUCUCUAAUUUUCGAUUAUGGGAAAGUGUCGGAUUUGUAGUGGCUUACAUUUAUACUCCAAGAAUACGCGUUCGUUCAUCUCACAUUAUCCUAUUGUGUUUCUUAUCACUUUCAAUGUGUGGCUAUUGUGCAGUGGAAGUCCUAGAAUUUAAACGAAAACGAAGUGACAAGAAAGUCGACGAGAACAAAAUAAAAGUUGAUGAAGUAUUAAACGCCGAUAACAUUAAAGCGACUCAAGUGAAAACAUCUAUCUUUUGA